UUUCUCAUCGCAAAAUAUUUAUCAUGACAAGGAAACGUCACUGACCACGUUUAAACCAGCGAGUCCGCUAAAUAAUGGUCAGACUUAUUACGGAGGAGACAUCUGAUCGUUCGAAUAAUCCCGCCUGACUUGCGCACCAAUAAAAUCAAUGCACCGGCCCCCGAGCUGCGGCAGUGCGACGCCGUCGAGACAGGACGUGCCCGUUGUACCAUCAAACUCGUGUAAAUUAACGAAUUUAUUAGGUAAAUUAUCGUUAUUUCGUGGAUAUCAACAUGUGAAUAUGAAGGAGAUAAUGCCGUCGAGGGAAGACAUGGAUAUGUGCACGGACAAGGUGUUGUCGAAGGGUAGAAUCCUCCAGGAGCUCACCAAAGCUGUGAAAUUGGUGUACGCCCAGAGUCUCCAUGGCUCAGUGGUGUUGGACGGCGAUUCCUGGCUCGUGUACUGGCUGGAUCGUGCCCUGCGCCACGGAUUACGAGUCGAGAGACACGGAUAUUGGGGAACAGUGCGUGAGCUCAGCCACCAGGACACAAUUGUUGUGAUUCAUGCAUUGCAAAGUGUCUUAACAUCGAUUGGCAAAGGACGAGCCUGGCUCUAUCACACUCUGAGUGAGGGAAGUUUUGAGAGCUACUUGGCUUGUUUCUUGAGGGAUACAGUCACUCUGAAGAAGCAGUAUUUUCCUCAUGCUCUUGUACGGGACGCUGACAAGACCCAUCAAUUGAUUAAUCUCCUAGCUGGCCUAGAGAAUGUUUCUUUCACUCUUCAAUUGGACGUAACAUACCUGGAUAUCUGCAACUAUAUGCCCCAGCGUCCGAUGAGUGGAUCUCCCUCAGGAACAGCCCUAUCCCUCCACCUGCGUUCCUCCAGCGUCACCUCAAGCCUAGCAUCACCAGGUGACUCCGGUGUAGCCCUUGACAGUGACAUAGAGGGUGCAAACGAAACAGACGCAAGCAGUUACAAAGAGGAGGAUUACUCCAUUAACAACAUUCCAAAAUACCGUACACCAAAAUACAAAUCAAUAAUGUCAUGCCCCCAAGACAAUAAAAACUUGGAUCGUUCGUUCUCCUCGAGUGAUUCAAGUGAGGAUGGUAAAACUCCGGUUCACUCACCCUCCCUGAAAUCCAAGUUUCAACAUUCGGGAAUGACAAAGAGUGAUAUUGCUAAUCAGAAUAUAACGACGAAGAUGGAUGAUAACGAGUUAAACUGUUCGAGUUUGGACACACUGAAGGAUUACAACAUUUACAGCAAAAGUUUGGAGGAAUCCCGUCUUGACAAAGUCAACAAUGACAUUGAAAAUUCGUCAAAGGAUUACACUAAACGGAGUAGUUACUACGCCGACGGUUACAGCUUCAAGAAGACCGUCGAUUCACGUAAUUCAUACGUCAUCAACAACGACACAAAUCUCCUGGAGCUCAGCAUGACAAUAUCAGACUGCGAUUGUUGCACGGAGACCCCCUACAGCAUUCUGAACACAAUAAACAUGACAGACACGAGUAUUCUAUCGUCAUCGGGUUCUGAGGCAGUUGUGCAACGUCGCCAGAGGAAGAAAAAACGAGGUGAGACGAAGAAACGCGUGAGCUUUCACGAGGACAUCUUCAAGACGAUGAAGCUCGAUGACGACGAGAAUUUUGCUGACUUCUCCGUGAGCUUUGUCUCCCCGAAUUCAGUGCAGAAGAGGGAUGCCCAGAGGGGAAGAUACAGCUGGUGUGGUAAUGGAGACUCUCCGUACAUUGAAAAAACCAGCAGCACUAGAAAGGUCAACUCUGAUUACUACUCGUCGUCCUCGGGGAGUGUCCUGGACAGUGAUUAUGGUUGUAAAUCACUGGGGAAGAUCUGCGAUCGUGCCAUCUGUCAGAAGAACUCUCGGUGCACGUGCGGACCGUCGAUGUCAGAACGAGGAGUGCCAGAGGGACAGGAGGAUCCUGGAAAAAAUUUCAAACCCAAAAUGGAGAUUGAACUUGAGGAGAAUGAGGCACAGGAGGCGUACAUUGUCGAGAAAAAAUGUGGUUACAUUAUUGAAGAUCCUCCAGUGGAUGUCGAGAGCCCAACACCACCACGAAACUCGAAAUACAGCUCGAGUGAUUGGUCUGACGUCGACAGCAUGACAACAUCGACUGAUCUUGAGGAACGUCGAGGCUCUCGUCACUUGGCAUCGCCCCUGAAGAAGCGAAACGUGACGUCUGUACUGCCAAGUGACAGUGGCAGAUUGGGAAUAUCAACAAUGCGUCCCGCUACCUCGAGUACAUCAUUACUGAGUCGAUUUUUACGAUCGAUAACAGAACGUAAAUUUGAGAUAAAAAAGAGCAAAAAAUCGCUGAAGCCUAGUACACUCUACAUCAAAGGUGCGAAGGCCGAUUACGAUACAUUCAAAGAUUUUAACGACAAUUUGGAAAAGGAAAUACAGGACAAUAUUGUCGCUGAGAAACAGGAUUUCAGUGGUGAAAAAAUCAGUCUAAAACUUCGUGAAGUAUUCAAACGUCACAUUUACAGAGAUAAAACUGAAGAAUUGUACAAAGUCUACAAAAUUCGUAGCUCGUACAUGAAUAAUGGCGACAGUAAACCAAUGCUCGCCCUCUUGACCGACAAAACUCUGUACUUGACUGGUACAAAGGGUGACAACAGCUACAGCAAUCAGUUUGUCAUACCCUACAACGAACUUGAUGUUAUUAUGAUCGGACCUAAUGCACAAACGAUAUUGAUAUCAAAUGCCGAUUACGAGAUGCAGUAUUUGUUCUCAACAGGCAGUUCACAGACGACAUCUGAACUGAUAUCACAUUUGGAAAUGGCAAUGAGAAGGUCACCCUCUAAGCCACGUUUACCAGCUGUCAAGGAAUUGAAUUACGAUGAUAUGCACACCCUGAGGCACUCGAUAUUAACUGAAACAGCUGUACAUUGUGAUGAAAAAAUUGAACAUUACAGUUUAAUUUACAUGGAGGACGAUCAUAUAUCACCACCGAGCACACCAUGUGGUCCAACCAAAGAGGGAGAUCUUAUGUUCAGACCACAUUCGUAUCAGGCACAUCCUAAUGCACCAACCAAUGCCUGGGAGGCGGGAUAUUUUGUUCUCAAAGGUGGUGUUGUUUACAUGUUCACUGAUUCGUGUCAGAGAUUACCCAAACGUGCUAUACCACUCAAGGGUGGAUUGUGUCAGGGUUGCAGACGUAUUCCAAAUUCACACAGGCCUCAUACGUUUGAAAUACUACUCAAACCUAAUAAGUCCUUUCAGUUUGCUGCACCUGAUGAAUAUGUUGCCAGUGAGUGGCUCCAGAGCUUUGUCCAGAGUGCCUCGGGACUUUUUGACACCAAUGAGAUUAGCAGCCCCAUGCCAUGUAGCCUCAUCGCCACGACGAAUCAUCUUGUUGCUAUGAAGGAGGUGUUCCCCGGGGUACAGAGGGGACAGACACUGUCGUGUGCUUGUGUUGAGGAUCUUACAGCUUUUAGGGUACCACUGGCCCAACAGUCCUGGUGUAUUUUGGAAUUUGCUUGUCGGGAGGUGCAUGAGAGCAGCGGUGAUUGGGUGAUUUAUUUUACGAAUUACACGGAACUUUGCGCCUUUCGAGAGGUUUUAGAAACACUUUGGGCUGACGCGAAUUUGGGUGAAUUUCCCAUGGUAACUCUUCCACCGGAGAACAAACUCCACCGAAGAUGCUCAGAUGCAAGUAAAGAUCUCGAGCACGCCUGGAAACACUUAUUGCCAGUAUCGCACGAUUGAUUCGAUUGAAUUACCACAAUCGCUCCAGCAAUAAAUUAACCAUUAAAAUCCAGUAAGCGCUAUAUGAUUUAUCGAGAUUGUGGAGGGCCCCGGACUCUCUCCACACGCGUUAGCAUAUCAGUGGAGCUCAUUCCCAAUCAUAUAAAAAAUAAUGAGUGGCUUAAUUCUCUUUAUUUCUAACAAUCGCGAUUUAAAAACGAAAUUAAUUUAUUUUGGAGUUAAAAGAGGGAGAAAAUACUGGGACUCUUCUGAUCUCAUAGUUACGACGUAGAUAUAUAUAUAUUUGAAUGCGAAACUGGUGCAAUAUAUAGUCAUUUGCAGAGGGGAUUUAAAGUGAAAUAAAAAUAUAUGAAGCCCCGAGAUUACGGAGAAUAUUAUUUACUCAAGCCGGUAGAAGGAGUGGUAGAAAGAUGAAAGAAUAAAGAAUAUUAAGUCAGGGGGCAAUAUUAAUAUAUAUUCGUACUCUUAAAUUUCAUUCUUUUUUUCUCACAGAAUUUAUAAACGUGAUUAAGUUAAUUUACGAUGGAAAGACUGUUGAACAAUGGAAAUUUUCCAUUGGAUAUUUGAGGGGGGAAUUAUAACUGUAUGGAUGUCUACAAUAAUCAGCAUAAUAGAGAGUGUGUCGAGAUAUUAAUGAAAUUGCAUAGCAUCUGAUCGUGUUAUAUCAUUCGAAGGGCUAUACCAGUUAUUGUGAAACAAUUCGUCGGUUAAUUUUCAUUACAGAAAUUAGAUUAUUUCAUGGUAUGGUGAAUAAGUUUAUUCUAGUAUUUUUUAAUACAGUUAAAUUCACAGAGAAGUGAGUGCACUUUUUCUAUGAAUAUCAUUGCGUCUAACGAUAAAUUAUAUAUUGUAAAAAAAAAUUGUGGUGCUUCAAUAUGUGUCGUGUAUUCAUGAAUUAUUAUUGAAGCGAAGUGUUAUGCUUGCGUUGCUCAUCAAUAAUUUUGUUCAGUUAUAUUAUUUUAAUACUAGGUCUACAUUAUAUUUUUUACAUCAAUUAUUUUUUAUUCCGGUGUUAGGUCAAUGAGAGCAGUUAUUAAUUUGUGAAUAGUCAGUGAAUAAGAGAUACGAAAAUUAAUGGUAAAAUGCAGCUGUUGCAAAAUUGUGAUAGAGGCGUUAGUGCGUAGUGAUGGAAAACAAAAAGUCCAUUUACACGUAAAAGUUAUUACUUUAUGGUAUUUAAAAUAUUGGAUCAAUUGUGAUUUAUAUGAAUUGUGUGGACAUACGUGUAUUUCCAGCUGAAGCUCGGAUUUUUUUGUUUACUAUUUUUUUUUCUCGUUUGUUUUGAACAAAGUAAUUGGUGUGAACGACCACUCCGGCUCUAUAAUAGUUGGCCAUUGGAGUGUUAUCGUUUUCACGCCAAUAAAAACACAAUUUUCGGCAGCCAAAGGGUUCAUUGAAGAAUUGAGUUUAAUGAUAUAAUCACAUCACGUGAAAUAGUUACCAAAAUAAAUUGUACAAGCUAGUCAGGUGAAUAAAAUGCAAUUUUAUCUUGAAA
Molecule: messenger RNA, 5204 nt
Organism: Diachasmimorpha longicaudata
Lineage: Eukaryota; Metazoa; Arthropoda; Insecta; Hymenoptera; Braconidae
Gene: prd1
Product: pleckstrin homology domain-containing family M member 2
Exons: 6
Coding region: 149-3709 (1186 amino acids)
Biological process (GO): lysosome localization; Golgi organization; regulation of protein localization
Cellular component (GO): endosome membrane
Molecular function (GO): kinesin binding
Source: RefSeq, a predicted model, not a curated record